GGAGGAGGACUAAUGGAAGAAAUGAAUAAAUUACUGGCAAAAAGGAGGAAAGCAGCGUCGCAGUCAGACAAGCCAGCUGACAGAAGGGAAGAGGAAAGCCAAAACGAUGAUGCUAGCACCUCUCCUUCACCCAGUACACGAGGUCCCAGCCAGCAGCAGCAAAAUUCAUCAGACUCUGGGAAGAAGCCAUGGGAAAGGAGCAAUUCUGUUGAAAAGCCUGUAUCUUCACUACUUUCCAGGAUGAAGCCAGUGAGCAGCAGCAACGACGUGGCGAUGGAUGCCUUAGAUUUUGAUCGAAUGAAGCAGGAAAUAUUGGAGGAAGUUGUAAGAGAGUUACACAAAGUGAAAGAGGAGAUAAUUGAUGCCAUACGGCAGGAGUUGAGCAGGAUCAGUACCACAUAAUGACUGCACAGCAGCGGGACGGCGCGAAGGACGCGAGGGAGAGCGGCUCCCCCCCCCCGGGACCAACUUUCCAAGUGUACCAAGGUCACGCAGGGUGGUGAGAGAGGACACCGGCACUGUCUUUGUUCCUAUCCCCUUUUUAUUAGCAGACUCAGCACACUUUGAAGCUUGCUGCUGCCUUGGAUUCGCUUCAUUUUAAAAGUCUUAAUCGAAAGAAUAUUAAAUUUUAAAUUUCCGGAUUUUUUAGAUCUCAUCUGACACCGCACAUUGGAUUUGUCAGCCUUUUUUGUAUUUUGUAUUUGCUUAUUUAAAUGUAUUACCUUUCUUUUUAGUAGUAGAUAAGACCACACGUGAACCAUUUGCUUUUGAUAGAUGACUUCAAAGUAAUUUUACUAGUAGUCUGCGAUGUAAAUGAAGAUCCUUUGCCAACAGAAACGCAUUGUGGCAUCACCAGAAGAAACAGAGACAUGUUAGUUGUCAGCCAACGAGUUCUUUGUCUCAGAGUUAUCACGAUAUUUAAAAAGAAAUUAAAAAAUGGUACGUCAGUGCAUCACAGUAUCUGUGUUCAUAUUGGUAAUAAACUGUUUAUUGUCCACA
Molecule: messenger RNA, 999 nt
Organism: Mesitornis unicolor (brown roatelo)
Lineage: Eukaryota; Metazoa; Chordata; Aves; Mesitornithiformes; Mesitornithidae
Gene: EVL
Product: Enah/Vasp-like
Exons: 7
Coding region: 13-402 (129 amino acids)
Biological process (GO): positive regulation of actin filament polymerization; actin polymerization or depolymerization
Molecular function (GO): SH3 domain binding; profilin binding
Source: RefSeq, a predicted model, not a curated record